AAUCUUAGCCAAACGAGCACUAAAAGCACAAUCAACUAGCCCCAAGCCCAAACUAACCUGAAUUUGUGAGCACUAAUGAGGGAUCCCCUCUUCAAACAAAGGGAGCAUUUCAGUCAUUUUGACAUUGGCAGUUAAGUUAGUUAUGGACAUAAACCUUUCAUGCCCACAUUACAAACCACAUUCCCAUGUCACAUUUGUUCACCACUUCACUGAAAGUAAGCAAUCUGCACCACCUGAAACAACUCCAUGCACAGAUCAUUCAUCACCACCUCCACCACCACAACCACUGGGCAGCCCAACUCCUCGGCCACUGCACGUGCCUCCACGCGCCACCACUUUAUACCCGUCUCAUUUUCGACUCUGUACCGCACCCAAAUGUCCUUGUCUUCAAAAACAUCCUCAAAUUCUACUCCCAAUUGGGUGCCCACAAUGAUGUGAUCACUCUUUUUGGGCAAAUGCAAAAAAAUGGUGUGAGGCCCGAUGUGUAUGUGUACGCCAUCUUGGUCAAAUCUGUUGGUAAAGCUGCCAUUGAAUUACAUGCUCAUUUGUUGAAAAUGGGUUAUGGCUGUGAUCGCUAUGUACGCAAUUCGGUCAUGGGUAUGUAUGCGAAAUAUGGGUCGGUUGAGAUUGCACGUAAACUGUUUGAUGAAAUGUGUGAGAAGACUGUUGUAGAUUGGAAUUCCAUGAUUUCUGGGUAUUGGAAUUGGGGAUAUGAAGUCGAAGCGUGUCAACUGUUUGAAUUAAUGCCUCAGAGGAAUGUCAUCUCUUGGACUGCGAUGGUCACUGGGUAUUCGAAGAUGAGGGAUUUGAAGAGUGCGAGGCGGUUUUUUGAUGAAAUGCCUGAGAAAAGCGUCGUCUCAUGGAAUGCAAUGAUCGCUGGUUACGCUCAAAAUGGGUUUGCCGAAGAGGCUAUAGGACUAUUCCAUGAGAUGGUGAACGCGGGGCUUCAACCAAAUGAGACAACAUGGGUUGCUGUUAUUUCAUCGUGUUCAUCACGUAGUGAUCCUUGCCGUGCAGAAUCACUUACCAAAAUGCUGGAUGAGAAGUGCAUACAUCUGAAUUACUUUGUCAAGACAGCGCUUCUUGAUAUGUAUGCAAAGUGUGGAAGCCUCAAGACUGCUAGAAAAGUUUUUAAUGAGUUGGGUGUGCAUAAGAAUUCUGUCGCAUGGAAUGCAAUGAUUUCGGCAUAUACACGUGUUGGUGAUCUGACCUCGGCUAGGGAGCUCUUUGAUACGAUGCACGAUCGGAAUGUUGUAUCAUGGAACUCAAUGGUUGCGGGUUAUGCUCAAAAUGGGCAAUCAGCUAUGGCACUUGAACUCUUCCAAGAAAUGGUCACAACCAAGGACUCAAAACCAGAUGAGGUCACUAUGGUUAGUGUUAUCUCAGCUUGUGGACAUCUUGGCGCUUUGAAAUUAGGCAAUUGGGUUGUGAAUUUCAUUAGCGAAAACCAAAUGAAGUUAAGUAUUUCAGGGUACAAUUCUUUGAUUUUCAUGUACUCCAAAUGUGGGAGCAUGAAAGAUGCCCAAAAAGUUUUCCAAGAAAUGGCAAUGAGGGAUGUGGUUUCCUACAACGCAUUGAUCACUGGAUUAGCAGCUCAUGGGAAUGGUACUGAAGCUGUUGAACUAAUGUUGAAGAUGAAAGAUGAAGGAAUUGAACCCGACCGCGUAACCUAUAUCAGUGUGCUAACAGCAUGUAGCCAUGCUGGAUUAUUAGAACAAGGCCAUGAAAUCUUUGAAUCGAUCAAAGAUCCAGAAGUCGAUCAUUAUGCGUGCAUGGUUGAUUUGUUAGGUCGGGUGGGUAAGUUAGAUGAAGCAAAGACAUUAAUUGAAAGAAUGCCAAUGAACCCACAUGGAGGGGUCUACGGGUCACUUUUAAAUGCUAGCCGGAUUUACAAAAGAGUUGACCUAGGGGAGCUUGCUGCAAACAAGCUUUUUGAGCUAGAACCACAAAAUUCUGGAAAUUAUGUUUUGCUUUCAAAUAUAUACGCUUCUAAAGCGAGGUGGGAAGAUGUUGAGAGGGUCAGAAAGGCGAUGAGAGAAGGGGGAGUGAAUAAGACAAUUGGAUGGAGCUUUGUGGAAUACGGUGGUAAGAUGCAUAAGUUCAUAGUAGGAGAGAGAUCACACAGACAAUCAGAUGAUAUUUAUCGCUUAUUGGGAGAAUUGAGAAACAAGAUGAGGGCUUUUGGAUACAUAGCUGAUAAGAGCUGUGUGUUGAGAGAUGUUGAGGAAGAAGAAAAGGAAGAGAUGGUGGGAACUCAUAGUGAGAAAUUGGCUAUUGCUUUCGCUCUACUUGUUAGUGAAGAAAAGGAAGUGAUCAGGGUGGUGAAGAACCUAAGGGUGUGUUGGGAUUGCCAUAUGGUUAUAAAGAUGAUUUCAAAAUUGGAGCGAAGAGAGAUUGUUGUCAGGGACAACAAUCGGUUUCAUUGUUUCAGUAAUGGGUUAUGCUCAUGCAACGACUACUGGUAAGAUGUCUGGUUGUGUUUUUUCUUUCAUUUUUAGAUUACUAAGUUUGUUACAUAGUUGUAAACCCAACCACUACAUAGAGGAAAAUUUUAUAUUCAUUCUCAAGCAUUUUUCCCCCU
This is a messenger RNA of Camellia sinensis, 2581 nucleotides long. RefSeq names its product Pentatricopeptide repeat (PPR) superfamily protein. Gene Ontology annotation, biological process: RNA modification. Gene Ontology annotation, molecular function: zinc ion binding; protein binding; RNA binding. The record is from RefSeq and is a predicted model, not a curated record. Lineage: Eukaryota; Viridiplantae; Streptophyta; Magnoliopsida; Ericales; Theaceae.